This is a messenger RNA of Sporothrix schenckii 1099-18, 1242 nucleotides long. Its product is annotated as D-amino-acid oxidase. The record is from RefSeq and is a predicted model, not a curated record. The transcript is spliced from 2 exons. Bases 1 to 1242 code for a protein of 413 amino acids. Gene Ontology annotation, molecular function: D-amino-acid oxidase activity; FAD binding. NCBI's taxonomy places the organism in Eukaryota, Fungi, Ascomycota, Sordariomycetes, Ophiostomatales, Ophiostomataceae.
AUGCCUGCCAAGGUCGCUGUGAUUGGUGCCGGUGUUAUUGGCCUCAGUGCCGCCCUCCGCCUCCUCGAAGAGCACCCCGACGGUUCCAUCGAGGUCACCAUUGUCGCCCGCGAUUUCCCCGCGCCGGCCGAGACGUUCUUCCUCGACCCGGCGGCCCACAUCAACUACACGUCGCCCUGGGCCGGCGCCCACAACCGCUGGGUGCCCUGGGUCGCUGACGGGUCGGAGGCGGCAGCGGCGGCCGAGCGCGAGCACAGGUUCGCCCUGGCCACGUUCCGCCACAUGCAGAGCAUCGUGGCCAGGUUCCCCGAGGCCGGUGUGACGUUCGUGCCGGGCAUUGAGUACCUGGAGACGCCCGGACCCGACUACACGCAGCUGGCCGACGAGGCUCUCCAGAAGCAGCUGGGCCUGCACGACGCCGACCUCGACCUCGGGUUCCGCGUGUUGAGCAAAGACGGCGGCGCCAGCGGUGGUGGCAAGGCGGACAGCGCGGCCGACGCGCCGUUCCCGGCGGGCGUCACCUGGGGCUGUACCUACCGCACAUGGUGCGUCAACCCCAUGGUGUACUGCAGCUUCCUGCUGCGGCGCUUUGUCGCGGCCGGCGGGAAAGUCGCCCGGCGGGACCUGCGCGCGCCGCACGAGCUGUUUGCGCCGCCCCCCGCCGCCGCUGCUGCUGCUGCCGCUGCCGGCACACCACUACCACCACCACCGGACAAGACACUGGGGGCGCCUGCGGGCGGGUUUGAUCUGGUUGUCAACUGCUCCGGCAACGGCUUCGGCGACGACCCGCACAUGUUCAUCACGCGCGGCCAGACGUGCCUCGUGCGGAACGCCUGCGACGCCACCGUGACGCGCCAAAACGCCGACGGCUCCUGGACGUUCUCGGUGCCGCGCAACUUUGACGGUGGCACCAUCAUUGGCGGCACCAAGGAACCCGACAACUGGGACGUGUCGCCGUCGCUGGCGAACCGAGAGAAGCUGCUGGCCGACUUUGCGGCGACGUACCCUAAGGUGCUGGAGGGCAGCAAGCGCGGGCAGUUUGAGGUGCUGGCGGACGUGGUGGGACGGCGGCCGACGCGGCGAGGGGGCAUGCGGUUGGAGGCGGAGGAGGUGGCGGCGGCGUCGUCCGGCACGGCAAAGAAGGCCGUUAUUGUGCACGCGUACGGCGUCGGCGGACGCGGCUACGAGAUCUCAUGGGGCGUGGCCGGUGCCGUGGCCGAACUGGUGAAGAAGAACCUGUAG